Messenger RNA from Diprion similis, 2763 nucleotides. RefSeq lists its product as uncharacterized. The record is from RefSeq and is a predicted model, not a curated record. NCBI's taxonomy places the organism in Eukaryota, Metazoa, Arthropoda, Insecta, Hymenoptera, Diprionidae.
UAACCCGGCUUCCACAUGCGUGUCGUGACACGGAGUCCGAUCCAAGCCGGUGCCUGUGUUACUCCCUUUCUCGUUUCCCGCGUGGCCGAGGCUGUUGAUUUUGCUUCGGUGCCGAAAAUUGUCGGUGAACGUGACAAGGUUGUUGGAAAAUCGUGUCGCUCGAACCUCUCUCGGUCUCUGCUCGUUGCGCCCCGCAGCUAUACGGCGAUACUCCCAGGUGGUAUCGUCAAGGCAAUAUUUGGCCCAUCGGGGAUCGCAAGGAUGGCUAGUUUCAACGACCUCAAGACCGAGUGGUCCAUGCUGUGCCAGGAGUGCACCGACUGUUGGACAAAGACGGAUCUCCAGCUGGCUGCCGAACUCGGGAAGACCUUACUCGAGCGCAACAAGGAGCUCGAGAAUCAUCUUAAACAGCAGCAGAACACGAUCGACGAGCAGGCGCAGGAGAUUGAGUACAUGAAGAAGCAAACUGCGGCUUUGAGGGAGGUAAAUGAUUCUCGAUUAAGGGUAUACGAGCAACUGGAAGUAAGCAUACAGGAUUUGGAGCGGGCAAACCAUCGCCUGGCUCUCGAAAAUUCCACGGAUAAGAAACAAAUCAAGAGCCAGAGUUUUAACAUCGAAACUCUCGAAGCUCGAUGCGAAGAAUUACAGAAAAAGCUGGACGAGCUUGCCGCCGAACACGAAACUCUGCUUCGUCGACAUCGCACCAAUGAUCAUACGAACAAUUUGCCAAAUCGCGUCACCGCAACUUGGAAGGCCAAGGUCUCGCAGGAUGGCAGCAUUGAAGAGGACGCUGCCCCACCUAGCCCUUUGCCUGAAAAAUCUAUGGAUACAAGUAUAAGGGAGCUCGCUUCCACACUGGCAAGCGACGAUGAAGUCACAGAAUUAUUGCGGCAGCUUCACGAGGCGCGAAAUCAGAGGGCGCGGGAGCAAAAGAGAGUCGCCGAGCUUGGCGAGCAGCUCAACUCAAUCCUCCAGGAAAAUUCGAGUCUCGAGGAACAGCUCAAUAUGUGGCGACGCAAGGCUGAGGACAUGAAAAAUCUCCAGGACGAAAUCAGCACCCUCGAAGAAGUCAGACAAGGGCACCUCUGCGGUCGGUGUUUGCGCGGCGUUGACAACAGAACGCACGAUGCGCUCUCGAUAAUGUUGGACCAAGAGGAGGAUGACGAUCUAAGCCUGAUCGAAUCCAUAACGACCGAAAGCUACAGGGAAUCCGAGACUCCCCUACCACAGGAAGUUGGUCAGAAAGUUGAGGACGAAGAGGUUGAGGAUAACCCUUACAGGGUGCUGGUCGAGAAGUACGAAGCUUUGCUCGAGGUGCAGCGGCACCCGGCGCCGUGUCGAAAGGCAAGCGGAGAAGGAGGAGGAGGAGGAGGAGGUGGGGCCGGGGGCUGCUUAUCGCUCCAAGAAGAGUUGGUUAUGUCGGGAGACUUUAACAGUUUCAUAAACGGUUCCACGUCCAUCCAGGAUCAGUCGUUGUCGACGCAGACCGCAAGUACAAAGCGAGAAGUCUGCGCAUUGCCGGUGCCGAAAUCCACCGGUAUCGAAACUCGCGGCAAUAAGGGUCUCAGGUCAGCGUGCAAAAAGCCCUUCUCCGGUACCCCGACUGACCUCUCGGAGGCCGAGUCAUCGUCCUCUGGGUUCUCCGACGAGACCAGCAACAAGGCGACCCAAACAGACGACCCGAGGUCCGGCUCGCUUCUCUGCUCCAUCGCUGACGGCGAGGAUUGCAAGUUUAGCAUCUACGACGACGCCAGUCCCAUAGAAAGCCGUUUCCGCAAGACUCCGGAGUACAGGCAGCUAUUCCGCGAAAUAUUCGGUGUCCUGAAACGUGCCGCCGAAGCUAAGGACGAGGGCGAGAAGCUCCCUCUUUUAGACGACGCCCCCGGCUCAUCACUCCCCAGGGUUCCUCCGGUCAGCGUUGCUGGCAAUAAUUACCCGAGCCACCAAUCAUCCUUGAGGGAAAACGCUCCGAGCGAAUUCACCGACGACAACCAGAGCGUGGUUUCCUCGGUCGUUUCCGAGCCCCCGUACAGAAGCACACCCGUUUCAGGGGCGCAGAAAACGGGACGACAGGAGUCCUUGCAGCCGGCGAAACCUGCGAACAAUUCGUCCUCGAGCGUUAACGGAACCGGGGAGCAAAAUAAGGCGAAUGGAAUUGGAACGAGGCAGGGGAUCCACCUUACCCCGAUAAAACGACAGCCCCUUGAGUACCUCUCAAUUGGAGUGAACGUGAGGAAAAAGUCAUCGGCGAAGAAGAACAAUUCGGCAAAGAAAAUGCAGGUGGGUGCUGGUGAACGGCCGACGACACCGGAUUCUGCUCAGGGGACCAACAACAGGACGAAGACGAAUAGCGCGGGCAGGAGGAGGUUCCGAGCACCGAAUUUCGGGCUGGAACAGACGGAAAAUAGCGGUAGCAACGGGACCGUGUGGAACGGUAACACACUGAAUUUCUUCCCGAGCAAAACAAUUGGCAAAGACACCCUGCAGAACAACGGGGCAACACCGCAAACCGCCAGGCAGAGCAACUCCUCAUUUGUGCGAUAUGUCAGCGAACACCAUAACACGACGUAUGAGUACCGACCUGGCACAGCGUCAGCCGAAGUUGCACGUCUCAAACGCCUCGAAAUGUCCUACGCGGAGGCACUCCGCAUGCCAAACAAACCAAAAACGUCAUUUAAUAACAAUAGUAGUAGUAAUCAUAGUAUCAAUCGUCGACAUUAAUAAUGUAAAUUUUUUUUUUAUUUUUUUUAUUUUUUUAAUUUU